UCUAAUUUUUUUACAACUGAAAUUACUUACAGUACAAGUUUUUAAUUUUCAGAUAUACCUAAACUAGCUUUUCCAGUAAUCUUUUUCUGUUUUUCUUCGACUCUUCGUACGAUAUGAUCGAUAGACGUUUGUUAGAGCGAGUGUUUGUUGUCCGAAGUUAGAACUGGAAAGUAUUCCACUCGGGACAUUUUGGCCAUCGUAUUCGCUCGAUGCAGAUAUAUCGGGGAAAGACACGUACGGGUGCUGGAAUACUCUGGUUGUUCUUGAUGCCUUAUGGUCGGUUUGGAUCAUUUAUUUGGACUUUGUGAUAAAUUAAUAACCAGGAAUGCGUCGUUUGUGGUUGACUUCGAUGAUUACUGAAUGGUCUUGAAACGCUGGAUUCCAGUGGGAAAUCCGGAGACUCUUUCCAAGUCACUGCAUCCAUUAUUUGGAUUCCAAUUGACGUCGAAAGCGGUCUUUGCUCGUCAGCUGGCUCUGACGGCAACCAGAGAAAACUACGUCGCGAAAUCCUCGGAGUUCCUGUCGUUUCCCGUAGAGAUACUUUCUACGAAAUCGAAUGUUAAUUGGCUGACAUUCAUCCAGCAACGCGGUUUUUCGACGACUCCAUCUCCGAUCGCUCAACGUGCCCAAAUGCCAGACAAUACUGAAACACCUGUGGUAUACAACGUCGAAUUCGAGGUCUUCGGAUUAGUGCAGGGUGUUUUCUUUCGGAAAUACACCCAACGCCACGCACAGGAGUUGGGUCUGACGGGAUGGGUGCAGAACACACCGCGCGACACCGUGAUCGGUCAGCUGCAGGGCAGCAAAGAAGCGGUGGAGAAGAUGAAGGAGUGGCUGUCGCGCACGGGGAGUCCGCACAGCAAGAUCGACAAGUGCGAAUUCCGCGGGGAAGGUCCCGUUAGCAAGAAAAGCUUCACGACCUUCGAUGUGCGCCACUGAUUGAGAGCGACCGCUGGCCAGUGUCCGGCCGUACCUCAUAUAAAGGAGUAUUUCAAACCUGAACUGUGUUUCCUGUCAUUAGUUGAGUGGGCUUGUUGUAAAUCAAAGUUCCGGUGUCUUCUUCGCAGAAUUCUGACAGUAGCAAAAUUGCUUUGUGAUGUUCAUGUGUGCAUAUAUAUAUGAACACAAUUUCUGCAGCUUAUCACGCGGAGACAAAAAGUAAUAGUGUGAAGAAAGAUCCUGCA
Molecule: messenger RNA, 1184 nt
Organism: Paramacrobiotus metropolitanus
Lineage: Eukaryota; Metazoa; Tardigrada; Eutardigrada; Parachela; Macrobiotidae
Product: acylphosphatase-2-like
Exons: 4
Coding region: 361-939 (192 amino acids)
Molecular function (GO): acylphosphatase activity
Source: RefSeq, a predicted model, not a curated record